Messenger RNA from Sphenostylis stenocarpa, 276 nucleotides. The record is from the annotation of a GenBank genome assembly. NCBI's taxonomy places the organism in Eukaryota, Viridiplantae, Streptophyta, Magnoliopsida, Fabales, Fabaceae.
AUGAAUGAAAUACCUACAUCAGAGGUAGUUGAAAGUAAAAAACUGAUUGAGAAAAAGAAAAAUGGCGAAAAGAAGUUUCCCAUAGAUCUCCUAAAAAGCAGGGAUGCUAUGGAAUUUUUACAGUGGCACAUGAAAGAUGCACUUUACUUUGGAUGCAUAUCAUACGUCCCUUGGCUUCCUCACUCGGCCAUCAUAAUAGCACAUGAAUUAUGCAUGAUCAUCACAUUUGAGUUCCAGGCUAAAGAUGUACUACUAGAUAGCUUAAGAAGAAUUUGA